Eimeria tenella is the source of this 357-nucleotide messenger RNA. RefSeq lists its product as uncharacterized. NCBI's taxonomy places the organism in Eukaryota, Apicomplexa, Conoidasida, Eucoccidiorida, Eimeriidae. The annotation marks the transcript as partial. The record is from RefSeq and is a predicted model, not a curated record. The transcript has a single exon.
CAGGAAGCAGACCCGAGCAGCAGCAGCACGAGCCUGGCAGCAGCAGCAGCAGAUGUCAAAGCAGCAGCAGCAGCAGCAGCACCCCGCAUCUCCUUCGUGUCUUGCUACAUAACACCUUCCCCCAUAAUAGGGCUAAUGGUGCUGCAGGUCCCCCGCUGCUGCUUCCUAGACCCUCCCCCCUCCCAGCAGCAGCAGCAGCAGCAGCAGCAGCGGGAAGCAGCAGCAGCAGCACUUUGCAUGGUCCUUGAAGACGGGAGGCUUCAGGUGGUUUCUUUUCAAGGGUUUAAUUUGCUGUUCGACUUCAAACCCGAGGGAAAGGCAGUUCUGCAGGCAGCCACAGACAAGCGCGCCCAGUGA